CGGCUGUCUUCAUUUACUGGCCUACUUACUUCCUACAUCUCACAUUCCUGCCUCUGCCCUUGGUCUGUGAAACCACUCUCCUCGCCCCAGCCGCAGACAUGUCGGACUUCUCGGAAGAUCAGAUCAUUGAGUUCAAAGAGGCGUUCCUGCUGUUCGAUCGUACGGGCGAUGGCAAGAUCAGCUACAGCCAGUGCGGGGACGUCAUGCGGGCACUUGGCCAGAACCCCGUCAACGCAGAGGUGCUCAAGGUCCUGGGGAACCCCAAAGCCGAGGCAGAGAUGAACCACAAGAUGCUGGACUUCGAGCAGUUCCUGCCUAUGCUGCAGGCCAUCGCCAAGAACAAGGACCAGGGCUCCUUUGAGGACUUCGUGGAGGGCCUGCGGGUGUUCGACAAGGAGGGCAACGGCACGGUCAUGGGCGCUGAGCUGCGUCACGUCCUCACCACGCUGGGUGAGAAGAUGACAGAGGAGGAGGUGGAGACACUCUUAGCAGGGCACGAGGAUGCCAACGGCUGCAUCAACUACGAAGCGUUCGUUCGCCACAUCAUGGCAGGCUGAGUGCCGGAGCUCGUCAGGAUGGUCAUGAAUGGCUGAAGAUGCAGAUGGAGGAUGAUUUAUUUUGUGCUUCUGUUAUUAUUUCAUUCCCCCCCUUUAUUAUUUUUGAGUAAUUGAAGUUGUUUCUUUUUUUUUUCCUGACACAUUUCUGUUACAUGGGCACCAUUUUGUUUUUUGUUUGUUCAUUCCUUGAAGCCAAUGCAUUCCAAGCAGCUUCGAACACAUAUACUUCCACUUCACUCACCUCACCUCACCUCCCCUCCCCCCCACCAUGUUCUUUGCAUUGGUCCCUCAUUUUGGGUUUUAUUUUCAGAAGUGCCUUUACCCCCUUCCAUCAUCCCCUCCUACAUUACCCACAAGUCACCUCUGCAUCUAUUUCCCAUGAUGCUCCUCUGCUGUCACCAUCUGGCGCUCUGGAAUCUGCCCUGCAUGAGGGGUCCGUAAUGUUGUUAUUAAACGUGUCGUACGCGUGCUGUCAAAAUAAAGACCUGCAAUAAUAUUCCUCCAUAGACACAGCACUGCAACUUCCCCCCCUGUCCUCGCUCCUGUUGAAACCCUACUGUUCAUGCUACACCUACCCACUGGCCUGAAUGUGUGUGUGUGUGUGUGUGCAUGUGUGUGAGAGAGAGAGAAGGGGUGUUUUAGUGAGCGAGGGUGCCCCCAGUGGAUUGGCCUGGUAUGGUCUUCAGCGGUGGGGCUAUCGUCUGGCUCUCACCGACAUCCAUCGCUCAUUGCCAGUGCAAGGCAAAAGAACACCUGUCCUCGGCAGCAAACCAAUCAUGAAUUUGAACUCAAGUCGGAUUGAUGACCUCACAAAAGGUUUUGUGUUCUUAAAGACGGCAUUUUAAGAUUCCAUGUUUGAAUAAAAACAAACCUUUAACUGA
Molecule: messenger RNA, 1438 nt
Organism: Engraulis encrasicolus (European anchovy)
Lineage: Eukaryota; Metazoa; Chordata; Actinopteri; Clupeiformes; Engraulidae
Exons: 7
Coding region: 99-557 (152 amino acids)
Cellular component (GO): myosin II complex
Molecular function (GO): structural constituent of muscle; calcium ion binding
Source: RefSeq, a predicted model, not a curated record